Messenger RNA from Tremella mesenterica DSM 1558, 1182 nucleotides. RefSeq lists its product as uncharacterized. The coding region runs from base 1 to 1182 and encodes 393 amino acids. Lineage: Eukaryota; Fungi; Basidiomycota; Tremellomycetes; Tremellales; Tremellaceae. The record is from RefSeq and is a predicted model, not a curated record. The transcript has a single exon.
AUGCCUGGAAUCAUCACUAAACCACACCUCGACAUGGUUCGGGCGUACGAUACCAAUGGUCUCUUAACACCUAUAUCCCCAAAUGUCGGCUCAGGAUUCCCACAUCAUGGUAAAAACAUUUCUUCCGUAUUAGAAGAAAUGGAUUGGACUCCAACAACUACAAAAACAUUCGAAAAAGUAUCACAAGAUGUCCCAAUGACACCUAUUUCUCCACUCAUUCAAAAAUCCAAUUUCCCACAACCUUUCACGUCGAUAGAAAACAAAUCCGUUUAUUCCAUCGAUACCAUCUCAGCCGAACCAAAGUUGAUAUCCGAGCCAUUCUCCGAAUUAGAUAAACUUAAAAGAACAUAUGAUUCCAAAGAUAUCUUCACAACUUUAGAAGAUUUAACAAAUAUUCGUACACUUAUCAUCUCUUCACAUCCUACGACACUAUGUUCGACUUUAUCUUAUCUACCCAAUGUUCUAAAUCUCGACACACUCCAUUUUGUUCUUCCUCCCGGUGGAACUUUCAUUUUCACUCAUAAUCAUUUAUGUCCUCUUGGAUUAUCCUGUAUUUUCCGUCAUUUAACAGCGAAGAGAAUUAUCUAUCAUAAUUCUGUCAUUCAUUCUUCAGCUUGUCAUUUAGACCAUCGUGACUUUCCCUCGGGAUGCGAGAAAUCGGUUUAUAUGUUAGAUACUAGAUAUCAUCAACCUGGAAGUCUUUUGUUGAAAAUGUUACGUCGAUGGAGUAAGAAUUUAGGAGAAGGGAAAGAAGUAGAGUUUGUGAUACGUCCUUGGCUCGAGAGAGGUGCUGAGAGAUCUCAUCGUUUGAAGUUGAAGGCGAUCACUUUGGGGGAAUAUAUCAAGGGAUAUCAAUUCCGUGUGAAGGAGAGUAAUUGGGAUCAUGAGGAAGAGGAGGAGAUGGAGAAAGAAGAAAGAGAACGAGAGGGGAAGGGUUUAGGGAAUGGGAAUGAGAAUUGGUUAGGAAGAACAGGUGUCAAGAAACAAGAAAUGGGAUUGAUAAGUAUGGAAGAUUUGGAAAUGUUAGUUUUGAACGAUAUGGUAGGAGGAGAAGGAUGGAAAAGAGGUGGAGUGAUCGAUAAUUGGAAAGAAGAUAAAUGGACUUCGUCGGAAACUUGGGAUCAAGUUAGGGUUUUAAGUUGGGAAUUGAGAAGAUAUCUUUCCACGGACGAGGAAGAUUGA